Molecule: messenger RNA, 2073 nt
Organism: Stegastes partitus (bicolor damselfish)
Lineage: Eukaryota; Metazoa; Chordata; Actinopteri; Pomacentridae
Gene: masp1
Product: MBL associated serine protease 1
Exons: 12
Coding region: 1-2073 (690 amino acids)
Biological process (GO): complement activation; proteolysis
Cellular component (GO): extracellular region
Molecular function (GO): serine-type endopeptidase activity; calcium ion binding
Source: RefSeq, a predicted model, not a curated record
AUGGUGGACGAACCUCCGUCAGCCCCGGCACCACCUCCGCCACACACCAGCGGAGCCCGAACCGUCCGGAUCAGCGACGCGUCCGGCGGCGUUCGGCUGUCUCCGGGUCACCAUGGCAACAAGGGCAUCGGUUACACCGGGAGGAGGAGGACCCGUAAAGUGGAGGCGGAGGGCGAGGUUCUGGCCCUGUUCUGUGGGAGGGAGGACUCGGACACCGAGUCGGUUCCGGCUCAGCAGGUCAUCACGUCUCCGAGGAACCGGCUGAGCCUGACGUUCACCUCCGACUUCUCCAACGAGGAGAGGUUCUCCGGGUUCAUGGCUCAUUACAGCGCCGUGGACGUGGACGAGUGCAGCGAUCAGAGCGACGAGGAUCUGCUCUGCGAUCAUUUCUGCCACAACUACAUCGGAGGAUAUUACUGCUCCUGUCGCUACGGUUACCUGCUGCAUUCUGACAACCGCACCUGCAAAGUGGAGUGCAGCGGCGGUGUGUUCAGGGAACGCUCCGGAGUUCUGAGCAGCGUGGACUUCCCGUCUCCGUACCCGAAGAGCUCCGAGUGUUCGUACCGGAUCGAGGUGGACGAGGGCUUUAAGCUCCGCCUCCAGUUCGACUCCAGCUUCGACGUGGAGGACCACCCCGACGUCAGCUGCCCCUACGACUACGUCAAGGUUGAAGCAGGAAGCAGCGAGUUCGGUCCGUUCUGUGGAGAUCGAUCGCCGGGAACCAUCCAGACCGACAGCAACACCGUCAGCAUACGUUUCCAUAUACCUGAGGCUCCGCCCAACGCCCUGAUGAACCCCGUCCAAUCAGAAUACUCCUUCAAAGACCACGUCCUGUUCACCUGCUCACCUGGAUACAGGAUGCUGCAGGACGGAGAGUUUGUGGAUCAUCAUCAGAUAAACUGUCAGGUCGACGGAUCGUGGAGCAGCCGACCUCCUCCGUGUCAAAUGGUGGAUUGUGGGAGUCCAAAGAUGGUCGACAUGGCCGACGUGGUGUUUGGUAACCAUGACAACAGCACACUGUUUGGAGCGACGGUUCACUACGUGUGUAAACAGGACGGCGUCCAACCGACCAACAGUUCAUACAAGUGUGGUGUGAACGGGCAAUGGAUUGAUUCAGAAGGAAGAACCGAACUCCCCACAUGUCUGCCAGCCUGUGGUCGUCCGUCCCGCUCCCUCCCCGCUCAGGUGAAGCGGAUCGUGGGCGGUCGGAGCGCCGAGCCCGGCCACUUCCCCUGGCAGGUUCUGCUCAGUGUGGAGGAUCUGUCCCGGGUUCCGGAGGACCGCUGGUUCGGUUCUGGAGCUCUGCUGUCAGAGUCCUGGAUCCUGACCGCCGCUCACGUCCUGAGGUCCCAGAGGAGGGACACCAGCGUCGUCCCGGUGGCUCCCGACCACGUCAAGGUCUUCCUCGGUCUCCACAACGCCAGAGACAAGCGUCUGGCCACCAACCGCUCCGUGGACCAGAUCUUCCUCCAUCCAGACUUCCAACCCAACAACUACAACAACGACAUCGCCCUGGUGAGGCUUACAGACCAGGUGGACUUCAACCAGGUCGUCCGUCCCAUCUGCCUCCCACCACCUCCCAGACAGGACGACCCCCCUGCACCUCUUCCCAACUCUCUGGGUAUAGUCGCUGGUUGGGGAAUCUCCAACCCCAAUGCCUCCUCUUCCUCCUCAUCGCCCUCCUCUUCCUCUUCUUCCUCCACUAUGACCUCGGACCCCGCUGCUGCCGCCGACCUCGGGAUGACCUCAGACCUCCUGCAGUAUGUGAAGCUGCCGGUGGUUUCUCAGGAUGAGUGCCAGGCGAGCUACGCCUCGCGCUCCAUCAGCUACAACAUCACCGGCAACAUGUUCUGUGCCGGUUUCUUCGAGGGGGGGAGGGACACCUGCCUGGGGGACAGCGGGGGGGCGUUUGUGAUGGAGGACCAGGGCAGCCGGAGGUGGGUGGUGUUUGGGUUGGUGUCCUGGGGAGGGCCAGAGGAGUGUGGGAGUCAGAGGGUGUAUGGAGUCUACACCCGAGUGGCUAAAUAUGUGGAGUGGAUACAGACCCACCUUCAUGCUGCCCCCUGGUGGUGA